AUGAAGUAUUUUUACGUUUUUUCUGACGAUUUCUGGAGGGACCAUAACAUACUGUUUGUGACAUUUGAUGAUAUGGUGUAUGGCUUGGGACCUAAUAGUAGUGGUCAGCUCGGGUUAGGACACAAAAGACCCAUUAACACACCACAACGAGUGCCAGAAUUAAGCCAUAAAAAUAUCCAUCAGUUUUUCAAUGGAUUUGACUUUGUAUUGGCUGUCAAUACGGAUAAUAAUGUGAUAUUCAGUUUUGGUGGCAAUAAUGAUGGACAAUUAGGGUGGCAUGUGGAUAAGGAGUGCAAUUGGUGUACAUCACUUGCUAUUACUUAUGAGGGACAGGUGCUUAUAUGGGGAGAGGUAGAAACUGACGAUAAGUUGAAUAAUUCAAUAUCAUAUAAAAAGUCAUUUGAUGAAAUUGAUAAGCUUGGUGAGGGUGGCUUUGGACUGGAUUGACAGAAAAAGAGAAACAAAAUGUUUUCAAUGAAACGCAAAGUCUUGUGAAACUUAGGU
Molecule: messenger RNA, 504 nt
Organism: Oppiella nova
Lineage: Eukaryota; Metazoa; Arthropoda; Arachnida; Sarcoptiformes; Oppiidae
Source: the annotation of a GenBank genome assembly